Molecule: messenger RNA, 614 nt
Organism: Spea bombifrons (plains spadefoot toad)
Lineage: Eukaryota; Metazoa; Chordata; Amphibia; Anura; Pelobatidae
Product: microsomal glutathione S-transferase 3-like
Exons: 4
Coding region: 76-504 (142 amino acids)
Cellular component (GO): membrane; endoplasmic reticulum; nuclear envelope
Molecular function (GO): glutathione transferase activity; glutathione peroxidase activity
Source: RefSeq, a predicted model, not a curated record
UAGAGCCAGCAUUGUAGAGAAGCAGGAGUGAUUCGGAGCUCACAGGGUGUGUGGACUCCUACAAUUAGUUUAAACAUGGCCGGGACCAUACAAGAGAUCUUGCCACAGAACUUCGCCUAUGUGAUUUUGACCUUCUUCUACAGCUACGUCAUGAUAAUGUAUCUCGGGAUAAGCGUGGGAAGGGCAAGGAAGAAGUAUGGAAUUAAGUAUCCACAGAUGUACUCGGACAAAGACAACAUUUUUAACUGUAUCCAGAGGGCACAUCAGAAUACUCUGGAAGUGUACCCUGUGUGGAUACUCUUCCAGCUGAUUGCUGGCCUUGCUUUCCCAUUAUCUGCUUCUGUUCUUGGAGUGAUUUGGGUGACAAGCCGCUUUUCCUAUGCCUGGGGAUAUUACACUGGAGACCCAGAGAAGAGGCUUAAAGGAGCUUAUGGAUACAUUGGAUUGUUUGGCGUCAUACUCCAGUCUCUAGCUGUUGCCCUUCAACUUCUGAAUAUUAUCUGAUAAUAUCUGCUAUGUUUUAAUAACUUUUUAUUGUUCCUUGGAAAUUAUUAUUGCUUUAUAGUAAUGUCCGCGUUGAAACAUAGCUUGGGUAUGCUUAUCUACCCUCACAA